Molecule: messenger RNA, 194 nt
Organism: Racocetra persica
Lineage: Eukaryota; Fungi; Glomeromycota; Glomeromycetes; Diversisporales; Gigasporaceae
Source: the annotation of a GenBank genome assembly
GACCAGGAUCAUCAGGAAUGACAAUUCCAUUGGGAAUGGAAUUUGAGGAUCCUGAAGUAACAUUACUCGCAAAACAACUGAAACAAAUGACAGUUGUAGCGGAACAUGAAGUACCGCAAAACAAACAAGAAAAGAAACUAAACCAGAUCUAUCUGGAAGGAGCACAAAGAGAAAUAAAUCAAUUCAGAAAACAA